This is a messenger RNA of Cajanus cajan (pigeon pea), 1246 nucleotides long. RefSeq names its product chlorophyllase 2 (gene CLH2). Gene Ontology annotation, molecular function: chlorophyllase activity. NCBI's taxonomy places the organism in Eukaryota, Viridiplantae, Streptophyta, Magnoliopsida, Fabales, Fabaceae. Gene Ontology annotation, biological process: chlorophyll catabolic process. The record is from RefSeq and is a predicted model, not a curated record.
CUGAAGUCGACAAGGCUAUACAAAAGCCACAAAUUUGUCAUCUAAUUCUGCAGCAAAAAGUAAGGAUUGCAAGCUAAGACGAAAUGAAAAACUUAGCAGAAACUCAACAAUCAGUAAUGUGUUCUUAUUCAUCAACUAAUGUCUUUGACACUGGGAAAUACACCACCGAUCUGCAAAGGGUUGAACCUGAAUCACAUGCUCAAAACAAUAUUCCACCACCAAAAUCUCUCUUGAUUGCCACUCCUCUUGAAGCUGGAGAAUUCCCACUCAUGUUGUUCCUGCAUGGCUAUCUUCUUUACAAUUCAUUUUACUCUCAGCUAAUACAACACAUUGCUUCUCAUGGCUUCAUUGUCAUUGCCCCUCAGUUGUACACAGUGGCUGGACCUGAUACAUGUGAUGAGAUUCAUUCUGCAGCUGCAAUAACAAAUUGGCUUUCUGAAGGACUCUGCAAGUUUCUUCCACCAAAAGUAAGACCAAAUUUGAGCAAGUUGGCACUCGCUGGCCAUAGUCGUGGAGGCAAAACAGCAUUUGCUCUUGCUCUAAGAAAACUAAACAUCACCACUAAUCUCAAGUUUUCAGCCUUAAUAGGAGUUGACCCUGUUGAUGGAAUGGACAAAGGAAAGCAAACCCCCCCACCGGUUCUCACAUAUGUUCCUCACUCAUUUGAUCUUGAUAUGGCAGUGAUGGUCAUAGGAUCAGGUUUAGGUGAAGUGAAAAGGAACCCCUUGUUCCCCCCUUGUGCACCAAAGGGUGUCAACCAUGAGGACUUCUUCGGUGAGUGUAGGAAACCUGCUUGGUGUUUUGUGGCCAAGGAUUAUGGCCACUUAGACAUGCUAGAUGAUGAUACCAAGGGAAUUAGGGGGAAAGCUACCUAUUGUCUAUGCAAAAAUGGAGAGUCAAGGAAAAACAUGAGGAGCUUUGUUGGAGGAGUCAUAGUUGCAUUCUUGAAAGCUUACUUGCAUGGUGAUAAUGGAGACUUGUUGGCCAUAAGAGACAGGCAUGUGAGUCUACCGGUGGAGGUCAAAUUUGAUUCUUUAGUGUGAAAAUCAGAAUUAUUCAUAUAUCUUAACUUGAAAUAGCAACCAUUUUUACUCUUUUUUAAUGUUCUUAUGUUCACUAGUGAUAAGACCUUAAUAGAAUAUAUAAGUGAAGUGCAAUCUUCAACUUAAAAUAUAUAUAUAUUUUUUUUUUGUUAAUUUUACAUUCAAAAUGUUCAAUUUAUAUAUUGUAUUAUAUGUUUUAUAAA